AUGUUGCCGGGGACCCUCUGGCGAAGAGUCCUGCAACUGCUGCUUCUGCCUCGGCUCAUUGAGACAAAGGACGGCUCGUUCGAAGUUGACCUUGGGAACUCGGGAGCACGACGACUUCAGUCUGCACCAGCGCAUUCGCGCCUGCCCAGUUUCAGCCAAGAUGCUGAAAGCCUGCGGAAAGAAGCCCAGGUGAAGUUCAGAACUGCAGAGGAGGUGGCUGGCCUGUCCAAGAUGCAGAGUGAUGCAGCGGAUCUUCGACUUGCAGGUGAUCCUCGUAAUGUACCUGGACCCGAAUGGCCGGCACAGACGCAGGAGGAGAGCAAUGAGGCAUGGCCCACUGGCCACCAGCCUGCAUCGCUUGCCGCAUGGUCGGUGAAACAUGGAAAGCUGUCUAUGUGCUGGCAAUCCAAGGUUCUCCGAGAUGUGGAGCAUGGUUGGCCAGGACAGUGCGUUGGUCUACUGUUUGUUCAAGCGACUACAUUGACGACAUGCCGAAAUUCCUGCUUGAAUGAUCCAAGGUGCUCAGUGUGGCAGUUCAAUCCUGGUCAGAUGAACGGUGGCUGUUGGCAGGGCCAGGGUCACCACUGCGAAAGCCGCAACGGGUAUAACCCGGUCCAGUUUUCCGGAGGGCAGCGGAUCCAGCACGGCAGCAUUCGUGUCAUGAAGCAGAUGAGUGGUAUUGAAGUGCAUGGUCUCCGCCCAAUCGGAAAGCUGUACAGUGAUGACCAGAGCACGAACAUCGAAAGAUGCAGGAACGUGUGCUAUUCAGACAUUCUCUGUCAGUACUGGCAGUACGGGGAAGACGGAUGCCGAGUCGAAGACCCCACGUAUAGUUCUGUGCAGUAUCCUUUGACGCUCGAGGGUGGUGCCAGCAAGACCAGUGAGUAUGCCAGAAGAAUUUUGGCGGGCGAGUACAUCCAACAUCUAUGUCCACCCCGAAGCCAGCCGGAGUUUCGCGCUGCUUUGCGCAAGGACCAUCCAGAUCCUUUGGGGGAGUAUGCCGCUUGGAGGUUAGUGCCAUAUGGGAUUCUCCUGGCAUUGGUCAUCCUCACGCUCUUUUGCUUGGCGUUUUGCAUCAUUGACUAUCAGGACCUCGCCGACGAGGAGCCAAUGACAGGAGUUGGAGCUCGAAUGACAUCCUCAAGAAGUCGGAAAGAUGCGAACCGACGAGGCGCAGAUAGUUCUCUGGCGAGGCAAUCACACAGCCCGUCUUCCAAAACGGCGCAGGCUCCGCUUCCCCUGCAGCUGGCCUCGCUACCGCAGCGGAUCUUCUCUCCCCCACAGCAAGCUACCUUUGGGUUUUCGCCUGCCAACGUGCCCGUUGCCGGCAUCCGGCCGGGGCCCAAAGUCCAGUUCAAGGAGUGUCCUGCGACUGAAAUCACGCGAUCCUGCACCAAAUGGAACUACGUUUGCCUCGACUUCAACCAGCUUCCUUGGGCAGUCAACGAGGCAUUUCGCAUCGCAUCUUCCGGCCGACCGGGUCCUUGCCACAUCGAUUUGCCGAAGGACAUCGUUUCAAUGAAGGCGCAGGUUCCAGAAGCAAUCUUCAAAAAGGCUGCAACUUUGACUGCGGAUGCGCCCCCGAUGUUGGACAUGGGUGCUGUGCAGAAGGCAGCCGAGCUCAUAAACAAGGCCAAGCGUCCCAUCCUGUAUGUAGGCCAAGGUGCCAGCCAUUGUCCGGAGAUUUUGACCCAGUUGGCAAAGAAGGCCAACAUACCGGUGACGACGACAUGCCAUGCAAUGGGAAUCUUCGACGAGCGCGAGCCUCUGUCUAUGCACAUGCUUGGCAUGCACGGGGCGGCCUAUGCCAACUUUGCGAUACAGAACGCUGACUGCAUCAUUGCUGUAGGCAGCAGGUUCGAUGAUCGUACCACUGGCAUUGUGGCCAAGUAUGCACCGAAGGCGAAAGCGGCAGAGAAAGAUGGCACCGGUGGCAUCAUACACAUCAACAUUGACAAGUCUUCUUUCGGGAAGGUCGUUCAGCCCACCGUGGCAGUGUGGGCGGACACCGAGCAUGCGCUCCAAGCUCUUGAACCGCUGGUCUCUGCUGGAGACCGUGAGGACUGGCUAAAGCAAUGUCAGGCUUGGAAGGAGCAGCAUGCUUUCGACUAUGUCAAAGCUCCCGCUGGCAAAAUCAAAGUGCAGCAGGUUUUAUCAGAAUUGAACAGCUAUCUUCAUAGACAAGACGUCUACAGCAAGAAGAAUGUCUUCGUGGCUACUGGCGUUGGCAACCAUCAGAUGAUGUCAUGCCAGUUUCUUCGAUGGAUCAAGCCGCGAUCUUUCAUCACCAGCGGCAGCUUGGGUGUGAUGGGGGCAGGACUGCCCUUCGCCAUCGGCACACAGGUGGCGAACCCAGAUUCUCUAACCAUUUUAAUCGACGGUGAUGGCUCCUUCGGCAUGACCAACAUGGACCUUCAGACCGUGAAGAGGUACAACCUGCCAAUCAAGAUGGCGGUGAUGAACGACGACAGGCAGCAGAUGGUCUGGGUCUGGCAGCGGCUCUUUUUCGAGGGCCGCUACAUCAGUGUGACCAACGACAAUCCAGAUUUCGUCGCUCUGGCGAAGGCCUAUGGAAUACAUGCUGUGCAAUGCGACAACGAAGAAGACCUACCGAAGGUCAUCGAAGAAUGGAUGUCCCAUGACGGCCCAAUGCUGGUGGACUUCAAGGUGGUUCCGGACAUUUGCUUGCCGAUGGUGGCGCCCGGCAAGGCUUUGGACGAAAUGAUCCUUUUACCAGAUCGAGAUGCUGUUCUCGGCACUGAAGAGGAAUUGGGCAGCAUGAAGUUCGAGGGCUUAGCACCAUCUUGA
Messenger RNA from Symbiodinium sp. CCMP2456, 2808 nucleotides. The record is from the annotation of a GenBank genome assembly. Lineage: Eukaryota; Dinophyceae; Suessiales; Symbiodiniaceae.